AUGGCCACCUCCACCACCGCGCUCCACCCGCGGUUCCGGCCGCCGCUGCGCGCUCCCCGCCAUCUCCACCCGCUUCCACACUCAUAUUCCUCGCUCUCCCGCACUCGCGGCCACGCUCCCGUACGGGCCUCCGCGGCGUCCGCAUCCGUGCCGGCCCAGCGGGAGGUCGCCGCGGGCGUCCCGUGGGGCUGCGAGAUCGAGUCCUUGGAGAGCGCGGCGUCGCUGGAGCGGUGGCUCAUCGACUCGGGCCUACCGGAGCAACGCUUGGCCAUCCAACGCGUGGACAUCGGCGAGCGCGGCCUCGUCGCCCUCAAGAACAUACGCAAGGGGGAGAAGCUGCUCUUCGUGCCCCCUUCCCUCGUCAUCACCGCCGAUUCGGAGUGGAGCCGCCCUGAGGUGGGUGAUGUGAUGAAGAGGAACUCCGUGCCGGACUGGCCGCUUAUCGCUACUUACCUCAUAAGUGAAGCCAGUUUAGAGGGCUCGUCGAGGUGGAGCAGCUACAUAGCAGCGUUGCCGAGGCAGCCUUACUCGCUUUUGUACUGGACUCGUGCAGAGCUAGAAUCAUACUUAGUGGCCUCACCAAUCAGGAAACGUGCAAUUCAGAGGAUAACUGAUGUGAUUGGGACAUACAAUGACCUUCGAGACCGUAUAUUUUCGAGGCAUUCAGAUUUGUUCCCUGAAGAGGUGUAUAACAUAGAGACAUUUCUAUGGUCCUUCGGGAUUCUAUUCUCACGCCUGGUUCGCUUGCCAUCAAUGGAUGAAAAGGUGGCACUAGUUCCUUGGGCAGAUAUGCUUAACCAUCGCCCUGAGGUGGAAACAUUCUUGGAUUUCGAUAAGUCAUCACAAGGAAUAGUUUUCACCACUGACCGCGCAUAUCAACCAGGUGAGCAGGUAUUUAUAUCUUACGGGAAGAAAUCCAGUGGUGAGCUAUUGCUUUCAUAUGGUUUUGUUCCAAAAGAGGGAACAAACCCAAAUGAUUCGGUUGAAUUGCUGGUGUCUCUUGAUAAGUCUGAUAAGUGCUAUAAAGAGAAAUUACAAGCACUGAAGCGAAACGGUUUGUCAGAAUCUGAAAGUUUCCCUUUGCGGGUCACAGGGUGGCCAGUUGAGCUGAUGGCUUAUGCCUUCCUUGUGGUCAGUCCACCUGACAUGAGUCAACGCUUUGAGGAGAUGGCUGUUGCUGCAUCUAAUAAAAGUUCAUCCAAACCUGCAUUGAGUUAUCCUGACCUGGAAGAACAGGCCCUUCAGUUUAUCUUGGACUGCUGUGAACCUAACAUAGAAAAAUAUACAAAGUACUUAGAGGGUGGCGGUGGCUCUCCAGAAGUUUCAAUGAAUGCAAAGCAAGCCAACAGAACAUUACUGCUAAAACAGCUAGCAAGAGAUCUGUGCAUCAGUGAACGGAGAAUCCUGUAUCGUACACAAUAUAUCUUACUGGAUAGAUUUGAUUUCUCCAGUAGCAUGGUAAUUUACUCUCUUAUUAGGUGCUUUGACCUUGCCGCCGAAGCCUCGGAUGCUUGUAUGCCAAAUCAGACUGCAGUCCAGGCUCUGGGCCGCAAAUUUCAUCCUUGGAGAAACAUCUAG
Molecule: messenger RNA, 1578 nt
Organism: Miscanthus lutarioriparius
Lineage: Eukaryota; Viridiplantae; Streptophyta; Magnoliopsida; Poales; Poaceae
Source: the annotation of a GenBank genome assembly